This is a messenger RNA of Menidia menidia (Atlantic silverside), 2853 nucleotides long. The record is from the annotation of a GenBank genome assembly. Lineage: Eukaryota; Metazoa; Chordata; Actinopteri; Atheriniformes; Atherinopsidae.
ACACAUUCUUCCCGUGAUGCCUUGCGGGAACAAAUUGAAUGCUUGGUAUUGCAGUACAUUUGUAUUUUGCAAUUUUGGUCUUCAGCCAUAAAAACCAUACGCUAAGAAAUUUCAGUUGGGUGUAACACAACUGAAUAAAAAAGCAUAACAACGCGUAAAGGGGAAAUUGCUAUUGGGAAAAGGCAUUAUGGAUCAGGACUAUGAGUGCAGGCUACUCAGACAAAUUAAUAUUCAAAAUGAGAAUGCAAGCCCAAUUAAAGCUGUUGGUGCAGUGCGAUCUCUGACACCCACCAGCUCCCCUCUGUCCUCCCCUAGCAAGCAUGGUGAUCGCUUCAUUCCCUCCCGAGCUGGAGCCAACUGGAGUGUCAACUUCCACCGCAUUAAUAUUUGGGUCAUUCACUGCUUUGAUUUAUUGACACAGGAAAUUGAAAAGUCUCACAAUCAGAACAGGAAAACCAAAGACGGCACCACUGACAACAACAAAGCGGACGGUCUGGCUUACUCGGCUCUUCUGAAGAACGAGCUGCUGGGAGCAGGGAUCGAGAAAGUCCAGGACCCCCAGUCAGAAGAUCGCCGUUUGCUGCCUUCUACUCCUACAAAGAGGAGCCUUUUUAGUUAUUCUGUAAGUCCUAAAAGGGCUCUUCCAGAGGAGGAUGGAAACACAGUCUCGCCAUAUUCUUUAUCACCUGUCAGCAGCAACAGCCAGAAACUGCUCCGGUCACCAAGAAAACCCACCCGCAAAAUAUCCAAAAUUCCCUUCAAAGUUCUGGAUGCUCCAGAGCUUCAAGAUGACUUCUACCUCAACCUGGUGGACUGGUCCUCUCUGAAUGUGCUCAGCGUUGGACUGGGUACCUGUGUAUACCUGUGGAGCGCCUGUACCAGCCAGGUGACACGUCUUUGUGAUCUUUCUGUGGAGGGAGACUCUGUGACAUCGGUGGGCUGGUCAGAGAGGGGCAACCUGGUAGCGGUGGGUACACACAAAGGCUACGUUCAGAUCUGGGAUGCAGCAGCAGGGAAGAAGCUCUCUGUCCUAGAAGGACACACUGCCAGAGUGGGUGCCUUGGCGUGGAAUGCAGACCAGUUGUCGUCCGGGAGCCGCGACCGCGUGAUCCUACAGCGGGACAUCAGAGCCCCGCCACUUCAGUCCGAGCGCCGUCUCCAAGGCCACAGGCAGGAAGUCUGCGGGCUCAAGUGGAGCACGGACCACCAGCUGCUGGCCUCAGGUGGAAACGAUAACAAGCUGCUCGUGUGGAACCACUCCAGCGUCCUGCCCGUGCAGCAGUACACGGAGCACCUGGCGGCGGUGAAGGCCAUCGCGUGGUCACCUCACCAGCACGGCCUUCUGGCCUCCGGGGGCGGCACGGCCGACCGCUGCAUCCGAUUCUGGAACACUCUGACGGGCCAGCCCCUGCAGUGCACGGACACGGGCUCUCAGGUCUGCAACCUGGCCUGGUCCAAGCACACAAAUGAGCUGGUCAGCACACAUGGUUAUUCCCAGAACCAGAUCCUGGUGUGGAAGUAUCCAUCUUUAACUCAAGUGGCCAAACUCACCGGACAUUCCUACAGAGUACUCUACCUGGCCAUGUCGCCCGAUGGAGAGGCCAUAGUGACAGGAGCUGGAGAUGAAACGCUUCGGUUCUGGAACGUCUUCAGUAAAAUGAGAUCUACUAAGGAGUCGGUCUCGGUGUUGAACCUGUUCACCAGGAUCCGGUAGCCAUAUUUUGAGGGAACGAAGAAGGGAACGGAAUUCGUCUCUGCUGGUAUCUCUGGGCCUCUUUGGAAAUUCACCGGUGACCGUAUUAAAAGAGCCCUCUGGACUGCUGUUAGUUUAUUUAGCCAAGUUGUAGCCGAGUGUGGGAGGGGAAGCAGAGACGUGCACGGCUUGACCGGCGGGCCCAGGAGAUUCAGCUCACAGCGGAAUCCUUUUCCUUCUGACCGACGGAGACACUGCCUCCUCCAACAGACCUGCCAUCAGUGUUUGGGAGAGUUUCAGGACUGUUUGUUUGAUUGUUUCGUUUACAAUUUGACAUUGUGUAUACUUGCCAAAUAUUAAGUUUAUCAUUAUGAGUGUCUAUUUAUUUUUUAAAUGUUUUUUUUUUCUUUUUUACAUUAAUCUUCUGUGUGUUUGUUUAAAAGCUGAUUGAUGUUUGUUUUUUCGUCCAUGACUGCAAAUGCCAGACGUAUCACUGGACUAAAAAUGAGACUUUUUUCAGUUUUUAUAAAGGAAAAAUAAUGUUUCAAGGGCAGAGAGAACAGAUGACACAAACCUGUUGUACGUUAUAGACUGACAAUGAUCAACAAAGAUUCCAUGAAAAAGACCUGAUCUCCUUAUUUAAAUCUCACAUUGAAUUCUUUUUGGUUUCAUGAAAGCUCUUUUAUCGUUUCAUCAUCUCUCAAGGAAAAUGGGAACAGCACACCUGAAUGAUAAAUUGCCAAACUAAUUCAUGUGAGGGUUUGUCAUUUAAAUGGGAUUUAAGAAGUUGACCAUUUGUCUUUUUCAUUUAUUCUUAAUUGGAAAAUUAGGGAUGAAAAAAUAAACCAGUCAUGCUGCCUCUGUUCUGUAUUUGUCAAUUACAAAAGAAUAUUUUUCAGACCAUCUUCUGAAAUUUUCCCCCUUUUAAUUUUAGUUUGGAUGCCUCACUUAAUUUUGUUAUCUCUAAAGAAAUGCUAUUUAUUUUUUGGUGUAAAAGUUUCCCAUGUAAAAUACAUCUUGUUUGUUAAUUGAAUGAGAGGCAGAGGGUUAGUCUUGACGUUUCUUUAAUGCCACUAUAGAAACAAUGCUGCCAACUUUUGUUUGGGUCUUUUCAAAGGAAACUAUGUACUGAGACAGCAUCCAAAAUUAAAUGACCAUAU